Messenger RNA from Alosa sapidissima (American shad), 9442 nucleotides. It is a transcript of the gene ubr3, whose product is annotated as ubiquitin protein ligase E3 component n-recognin 3. The transcript has 40 exons. Gene Ontology annotation, cellular component: ubiquitin ligase complex; cytoplasm. Gene Ontology annotation, molecular function: ubiquitin protein ligase activity; zinc ion binding. The record is from RefSeq and is a predicted model, not a curated record. Gene Ontology annotation, biological process: ubiquitin-dependent protein catabolic process via the N-end rule pathway; protein ubiquitination. The coding region runs from base 275 to 5935 and encodes 1886 amino acids. NCBI's taxonomy places the organism in Eukaryota, Metazoa, Chordata, Actinopteri, Clupeiformes, Clupeidae.
UCACAUUCAUCAUGCUAUGUGUAUAAAAACAUUUUGAGGGAGACCGCUGUCAUGCGAAGUAAGCGUGCAAGUAAUUAACCUAAAAAUAGAACUGCAUGGUCAUAGUAGCUAGUUAGAUAAGCAACCUAGCAGCAAUCACAUCUGCCCUGCCUCUUGCAAAUAAUCACAUUGCCAGCAGGUUGGUUGUACGACGCUCACGGACCGUAUCGCGAGAAAGACCGAGAACGUAGCAACAAGACAACAAAAAUAAAUUCUGGACAACAAUUCAGAGUUCAUGAUGGCGGCGUCGAUGUUACGCCGGGAUAAGAAAACAACAGCCGCCACUCUAAAGACAGAACUAAAUCGAACUGACAACAGUUCUGGAGUCAGACUACUUCAAGAACUGCUUGAUAAUGUUUUAAAUCCUGAAAAGCCAGCGGCGGAUACAGAGGCCCUUGAAUGGUGUAAAUACCUAUUGGCAGGAGGGGAAGGAUUCGAGGAGUUCUGCAAGACGGUCCGGUCCUAUGACAACGCUACCUUGUGCGGCUUGGUCUGGACAGCCAAUUUUGUGGCGUACCGAUGUCGGACCUGCGGGAUUUCCCCUUGCAUGUCAUUAUGUGCGGAAUGUUUUAACAACGGCGAUCACACGGGCCAUGAUUUCAAUAUGUUCAGAAGCCAGGCUGGUGGGGCCUGCGACUGUGGAGACAGUAAUGUCAUGCGGGAAAGUGGGUUUUGUAGACGGCAUCGGUUAAAAACAGGGGAGAAUGUUCCCACAGUACCCAGGGACUUGCUGCUGAUGUCUGAAAUGGUGCUACCUCGCUUCAUUGUCAGCAUCAUACAGUAUUUAAGGGAUGGAUACACAGAGCCAGACUCGUCACCAGAGAGGGACCUGCAGAAGGUUCUUCAGCAGCUGGAGCCUCAGAUAUCCUUCCUGGAAGAGCUUACAAAGAUGGGUGGGGCCAUGCGGACCGUGCUGACAAAGAUCCUGACCAAUCAGCAGACCUUUAAAGAACUCAGCAUGGGUCAGGAAGAAAACGUGUAUGCAAAGAAUAACUAUGAUAAGUAUCUGUCUGCACUGAAGAGCUCGGGCCUGGUCACGGUGGAGGAGAAGGGAGCAGCGGCAGCAGCCGCGGCUGGAGGAGGAGGUGCCGAGGCUGGGGCAACAGCUGGAGCAGCGUCCCUAAGCUUACUGGGAGCCACUGCUGCUGUAAGCUCUGUUGAAUCCAGUAAAGAGGAGGACCAGGAUGGAGGGCAGAGUGUGGGGCAGCGCAAGAGAGUGAAGCUCAGCAGCACCACCAAAGACCCAUCGAUCAUGGACACUCUGAAACACAAGUGUUUCUUAGAGGAGUUGCUGUUCUGGACGAUAAAGUACGAGUUCCCCCAGAAGAUGGUCACUUUCUUGCUCAACAUGUUGCCCGAUCAAGACUACAAGAUCACGUUCACCAAGACGUUUGUGCAGCACUACGCUUUCAUCAUGAAGACGCUGAUGAAGAGCCAGGAGUCGGACACCAUGUCCAACCGCAUCGUGCACAUCAGCGUGCAGCUCUUCAGCAACGAGGAGCUGGCGCGCCAUGUCACCGAGGAGUGCCAGCUGCUGGACAUCAUGGUCACCGUGCUGCUCUACAUGAUGGAGAGCUGCCUUAUCAGGAGCGAGCUGCAAGAUGAGGAGAAUAGCCAUCAUGUGGUGGUGAACUGUGGCGAGGCUCUUCUGAAGAACAACACCUACUGGCCUUUAGUUAGUGACUUCAUUAACAUUCUCUCACACCAAAGUGUUGCCAAGCGCUUCCUGGAGGACCACUCCCUGCUUAUGCUCUGGAUGAGCUUUGUGUCCUUCUUUCAAGGUAUGAACCUGAACAAGCGGGAGCUGAACGAGCACGUGGAGUUUGAGUCGCAGACGUACUAUGCAGCGUUCGCGGCUGAGCUCGAGGCCUGUGCCCAGCCCAUGUGGGGUCUGCUCACACACUGCAAAGUCAAAGAGACGCAGGAGUACACAAAGACAGUGGUGCGCUUCUGCCUGGAAGCGCUUCAAGUGUGGUUCGAUAACAUCGGCUUUGUGGACGAGCCAGCGCCCAAUCAGGUGACAUUUCACUUACCUCUGCACCGAUACUACGCCAUGUUCCUCAGCAAGGCGGUGAAGUGCCAAGGCCUAGAUCUGGACAGCCUGCUUCCUGACCAGGAGAUGCUAAUGAAGAUCAUGGUCCACCCUCUUCAGAUCCAGGUGAGCCUGUCUGAGAUCCAUAGCAACAUGUGGGUGAGGAACGGCCUCCAGAUCAAAGGUCAAGCCAUGACCUAUGUCCAGUCCCACUUCUGCAACUCCAUGAUCGACCCCGACAUCUACCUGCUCCAGGUGUGUGCAUCUCGACUGGAUCCUGAUUACUUCAUUUCCUCAGUUUUUGAGAGAUUUAAGGUGGUGGACUUGCUGACCAUGGCCUCCCAGCAUCAGAACUCGGCGCUGGACUCUGAGCAGGAGCGGCCCAUGCUGGAGGGAGCGCUCACCUUCCUGGUCAUCCUCUGCAGCUUGCGCAUACACCUCGGCAUGGCGGACGAUGAGAUCUUGCGGGCGGAGAUGGUGUCCCAGCUGUGUAUGAAUGACCGCACCCACAGCUCCCUGCUGGACCUCAUCCCCGAGAACCCGAACCCAAAGAGUGGCAUAGUCCCAGGCAGCUGCAGCUUUGAGGACAUGCUGUCUGCAGUGGCCGACUUCAAGGCCCCGGUGUUUGAGCCUGGAGGCUCUAUGCAGCAGGGCAUGUACACGCCCAAAGCCAAGGUGUGGGAGAAGGAGUUUGACCCCAUCAUGGUGAUCCUCAGGACAGUCUACAGGAGAGACGUGCAGUCAGCCAUGGACAGAUAUGCUGCAUUUUUGAAGCAAUCGGCAUCAAUCUCAGGCAAUCCGUGGCCACCUUACAAAGAGAGGACCCCUCUGCACUCGUGCUACAGGGGCUUGGUGCGCCUGCUCCACUGCAAAACCCUCCACAUCGUCAUCUUCACACUCCUCUAUAAGAUCUGGAUGGACCAUCCCAACAUGUCGGAGCAUGUGCUGUGCAUGGUCUUGUACCUUAUUGAGCUGGGGCUGGACAACCAGGUUCAGGACGAUGAAGACGAGGAGCCAUGUAUAGAGGAGCGUUGCCAUGACAGCUGGUUCCCGGGCACCAGCCUCCUGUCCAACCUGCACCACAUCAUCAACUAUGUGCGCGUGCGCGUGCCUGAGGACGCCCCCGAGGUCAAGAGGGAGCCGCCGCCCAGCACCAGUGCCGAGAGCAGCCCACCUAGCCAGCCACGCCGACAACUCUCAGGGAAUUGGAGAGAGAACCUGCGUGAGGCGCAGCUCUUUAGCCUGGUGGCCGAGCGCCGGCGUAAGUUCCAGGAGAUCAUCAACCGCAGCAACCGGGAGGCCAGCCUGGCCGCGGCCUCUGCCGCCACGCGGCCCAAGAGCUCGUCCUCGGCCCGCUGGCUCCCGCCGGGCACCUCCCAGCACCUGGCGUCCGCCGCCCCGCCCGCUGCCCCGCAGCUGGUCACCGAGAUCCUGGAGGUGCGCGAGAGCAUGCUGUCCCUGCUGGUCAAGCUGCACGGGAAGCUGUCGGCACGCGGCGCCACUCCGCUGACCGCCGCCCAGCUGGAGGAGGGCGCCGACCUCGCUGACCCCGCCGCCUCGGUCGGCCACGGCGACGGGCUGACGGCCAUCCAGCGCAUCCUGGGCAAGGCGUCGGCGCGCAGCCGGCUCAGCAGACGCUGCAUCCAGGAGGCCUGCGGGCGUCAGUGCCCACCUGUGCCACCCAAGAAGAACAGCCCCGCCGACAAGAAGAGCAUGGACAAGGAGGAGAGGCGCCAGAGGGCUCGUGAGCGACAGCAGAAGCUGCUGGCAGAGUUCGCCUCCAGGCAGAAGAGCUUCAUGGAGACGGCCAUGGACGUGGAGACUCCAGAUGCUGACCCAGGCAUGGACUUGGAGGCGUCGGAGGAGGCUAGUGUGGAGGUGCUGUAUGACUGCGUCAUCUGUGGCCAGAGCGGCCCCUCCACUGAGGACCGGCCCACUGGCCUGGUGGUGCUGCUGCAGGCCUCCUCAGUGCUGGGCCACCGGUGCAGAAGUGACGAGCCCAAGAGGCUACCCACCAGCGACGAAGAGCACAUUUACCCAGAAGACACCUGUGGAGCCGCCAGCGACGUGCGACUCUCCCUCAUGCAGCGCGACUUUAAAGAUAGUUCCUGUCUGCAGUCGGUGUCCAUCGGCUGGGACGGCGGCGUGUACGUACAGACCUGUGGCCACACGCUGCACAUCGACUGCCACAAGUCCUACAUGGAGUCGUUGAGGAAUGACCAGGUGCUUCAGGGCUUUUCGGUGGACAAGGGCGAGUUCACCUGCCCCCUGUGCCGGCAGUUUGCCAACAGUGUGUUGCCGUGCCGACCUGGCCGGGGCUCGGAGGUGGGGGCCUGGCACAUGCCCAGCAGCAAGCCCACGCACGUGCUGGUCAAGGAGGUGGAGGACCUGCAGGACCAGCUGGCCAUUUUCCCCGUAAGCGGUGACACUACGGAGUCCAACCUCACCAAGGAGAUGGAGUCCGUCAUCAAGGACAUCAAGAACACAACGCAGAAGAAGUACAUGGACUACGGCAAGAACCCCGGCUCUCCCGACAACGACUUCCUCUUCAUGUACUCCGUUGCCAGGUCUAAUCUGGAGUUGGAGAUGGUGCAUCGGGGAGGAAACCUUUGCUCUGGAGGAGCCAGUGCUGCAGCCAAGCGGUCAUGUCUCAAUCAGCUCUUCCAUGUGUUGGCUAUGCACAUGCGUCUGUACAGCAUAGACUCCGCCUACAACCCUUGGACCCGCCUCACGCAGAUAUCACACAGCAGGGAUGAGUACUAUGAUGAAGAGAGGCCUGAGGUGCCCAUGCUCUUCAGAGACGUCCCCUCCCUCCUCAUCAUCUUCGUGCUGACCAUGCCUCAGCCCUUGCGCAAAGAGCACUUUAUGUGUGUGGUGAAGGUACUAUACACACUGCAGUACACCCAGGGCCUGGUGGCGCUGUCCAUUAAGUUUAGCCCUGAGGAGCGACAAGCCUGGAGCACGUCUGGAGCACUUAAGAAGAGCAUGCCCAAUGCCACCAGGUCCUGGGAAGCGCUGCUCAGCCAUGUGAUUGGAGAGCUGUCCAAAGGAAAGUGCAUAUACGACACUCGCGCUGAAGAGGUGUCUAUGCUGUGUUCCAGUGUGUGGUCUCCCCAGUCCAUUGAGUUCUUCCUGCAGCAGUACUGUCUGCCCUUCCUGCGUCUGGCCUGUCUGCUGCAGCACCACCUGUACGGAGACAACCUCGUAGGCUGUCAGGUUGAGGAGGAGUUCUCCAUGCUGGCGGUCAGUCUGGGGCUGCUGGCCCCUGCCGCUCAGGUGGGAAACCCCGUCAGCAGCGCAGUGUGUCUGGAGUGGCCGGUCGGCCCCUUCUCCCUGCUGCCCCAGUGGUGCGCCGAGGUCACCAGCCUCCCCGAGACACAGGCCGAGCAGACAGCGACUCUGCUGGUGCAGGACCCCCACUGGGCGGCCCCUCGCCUGCUGCAGCUGCCGGAGAACUACAACACCAUCUUCCAGUACUACCACCGCAAGGCCUGCACCUCCUGCAACAAGGUGCCCAAGGACCCGGCCCUCUGCCUGGUGUGUGGGGCCUUCGUCUGCCUCAAGGGCCUGUGCUGCAAGCAGCAGGGCAUCUGCGAGUGCGUCCUGCACUCUCAGCACUGCGGAGCGGCCACAGGCAUCUUCCUCCUCAUCAACGCAUCGGUCAUCAUCAUCAUCAGAGGCCACCGCUUCUGUCUGUGGGGAUCAGUGUACCUGGACGCACAUGGAGAGGAGGACAGAGACCUACGCCGAGGCAAGCCGCUGUUCCUCUGCGCCGAGCGCUACCGUGUCCUGGAGCAGCAGUGGGUGGCUCACACUUUUGACCACAUCAACAAGCGCUGGGGGCCUCACUACAACGGACUCUAAACUUCCCCCACACCACCCCACACACACACUCACCACCUCCAGAGGCUCCCAGGGGCCCGACCUGAGAUGCCCAGCCACCCCCACCCUCCCCACCCCCCUCCCAUUCACCCAGUCCAGCCUCACCUGGGGCCAUUUUUUUCAGCCCUGCCUGGUGUAAAUCUUAUGGUAAACUUGUAUCAUGUACGAUAUAAACAAACAAACAAACAAACAAACAACAAAAAAAAAAAGAAAUCUACAUCCAGUGCAAAAAGGUUGCUGCCCCCCAGCCUUGGGUUUAUGUGAAGUUUUAGUGUACAAUCAUGCCAAUCGACUAACAGUGUGUGUGUUUUUAAGGAAAAAAAAAACAGAAAACACAAAAAGAAAACGUUUAAAAAAUGUAUCAGUGAUUGAGGUGUGGAUUUUAAAAAGGAAAAAAGAGAGAGAUGGGGGGGUAUUAGUGGUUUGGGGUGAGCUCGCCAUAAAAGCACAUGUUUUUUUGGCCCCUCUUUUUUUUUAAAGUUUGCUUUUGGACUCCAUGGAGGGGUCCUCUAUUGGCACGAGAGGAGCGCUUCAGUGAGAUCACCCUGGAGAUGCAUGAACUUAGAACCCAUCAGCGAAUGUUUUUUUUUUUUUUUUAGCAAAUUUGUUUAUUUCUCCUCUCACAGAACGUUCCGUGAGACAUUACAUCAGAACAUUCUAAAAGCGCUACACAAGGAAGGGAUAGAACUCACCCCCUGCCAGAAACAGUCAUGACCGACAACCACAGGCCUCCCUCAAUGAGUAGACCCACACAUCUAAUUUAAUACAUAUCUAUUAUUUAUAUCUUUUUCAUUCUCAGUCAGGUUGCAUCAGUGGAAGAUGUUUUAGCAUGUGCAAAAGGGCUCUUCUGCAUGUGAAACCAUUACUGUGACUUGCUUUAGCUUUCGGUUGCAGUAUGUGCCGUUUUCAGCAAGCGAAUGUGAGCAUUGCUAAAAAUGAAAACUAUUAACCCUCUGUAGGCCAGCAGACUGGGGCAGGGCCUCGAUAUGAGAUGCUGAACACAUUUCAGCCAAAGGAAAUAAAGGAAACAAUGAAAUGGGCAUAAUUCAAUCAUAGCAUUUAGCCACCAAGAUGCAAGUAGCAUUUUUGGGCUGAGACUUGAUUGAUGUUAAGCUUUUGGUUGCACACAGAGAAGAGUGUUUACAUCAUGUGAGUCUAAUGUAGGCAACAGAGAAAGGCUCUGGGUUUAAGGUCUGGUUGCAAAAAAAUCAUCCUCAGGAAUUUUGUUUCGUUAUCUUUUUUUUUUUUUUUUUUUGCUGUAGUUUCAAAAAAGAAAGAAAAACAAAAAAAGUUUUUAAAGAUAUUUAAAUAAAUGCUGCUAUUCAUUAUUUGAAAAAAAAAAAUAGUUCAUGAUUUACCUUUUUGUAAAAAUGAUUUAUAUAUAGUUUGGGGGGUAGAGGGUGUUUUUUUUGUGUGACCUUUUUUGACUUUUUUUUUUGUUGACUUUUUUUGUAUUCAAAAGAGAUGAAGGUCUUGUGUGUUUGUUUGGCUGUUCUGGUUUGCUUGGCGUGGUUUGAAUGAGACGGUAAGCUCCACAAUGCGACUGCAGAUCCACAAGCCCAAACCCAGGUUCUCUGCGCCGCCACAGCCCAGUUGGGGCGCCGGCCUUUUUACCCCUCUCCUCUGAACUUUACUCAUAUCCAUAUAACAGGGGGUGUCUACAACAGCCUUUUUUUGUUAUUGUUGAAUUGUUUUUUUUUUUUUUUGUUUUUUUUUUUAGGCUUCGCUUUACCCAGGCUUAUAUAUCAGGUGGAUUGGUCUUAAGGUCUCCUCACAUUGCAGCCCUCUUUUGCAGAUGAUGUGCUGAUCACCUAACAGCAGCUGUAAAAGCUGCCCAGAGAACUUUAAAAGGUCUAAAAUGACAAAAAUGCCUGAAAGGCAAGUUAUAAUGAAAAGGUUUUAAACUGACAUCCAGUCCUGUAGGUUACCCAGAAAUUAUUUAAUAGGAUCACACACACACACAGUCAUAUACUGCACUUAAGCUCUGCUUACGUUGAUAACCCAGCACUUUCAUUUUUAUUGUAGUAUCUGUCCGAUGAGCAGAACGAGGAGACUGUACCAACCCAGCCUACUAAACCCAAACCUCCUGUCUGACUGGGCCCUGACUGCUCCAGUGCUGUCACUUUAGAGGCUUCGCUGCCAAACUCUGAUGGGUCAAAGUGAUCCGUUUACACAUCGGUCUCGUGUGAAUCUCGAUUGUGUGUGUGUGUGUGUGUGUGUGUGUGUGUGUGUGCAUAUGUGCAUGAGUGUGUGUGUAGUCCUCAAUAACCCCCUAGUGUACUAAUGUCAUUUUAGAUCCAUCUUUUGUUGGUUAUUCCCCAAAUGGAGUAGAUGUUCUCUGUGUUGUGGAGUGGAAUUGCUGUUGAGAACUAAAUAGCAAAUGGCUCUGGUAAUGCCAUGGAAAGUACCAAAUUACACUAGGCAGUUGGACCACCAUACUGCCUCUAGCAGUCACUUAUGUCUCAAGAUAAGUGAAUGUCUUGGGAAUCAAUUAUUUUGAGAUGUGUGCCCAGUAUAGACUAUAUGUUUGGGUUUUGGUUCUUUUUAAGUUAUCUAUGUCUUUACAUGAAAAGUUUAAAUAAAUAUGAAACUCAUGAACUUAUGCCAUUUGAAGUUAGGGAGGUAUUUUUUUGGAAAUUCACAUUCUUUUUAUUAUUGUUUGCCUAUUUUCUCCAAGGGAGGCAGCAUGACAUGCCAUUGGUAAUAGACUUUUGGAAAUGGUUUAAACUAUAGGGUGACUGGGCUCUCCUGUGUGCAGUGGUUAUAUAUUCACAAGUGACGUUUUCCAAAAAUUACAUUUCUUAGUAGACUUUAUGAACAUAAACCUGAUCCAAAUCUGGUACUCCCGGUGUCAAUGGAGAAGUGUGUCUGAAAAUGCUUAGCUUAAAACUUAACAAAUGUUUGCCUUCCCCUGGUAUGGAAGCAAAAGAAAUACGUAUAUGUGGAAUGAUGUAAUUAUGGGCUUGAGAAUGAAGACUAAACAAUCUGCUCUGGGCUCAGGCAAAAUAAAACCACAUUUUGAAAUAACCCCUUUCUCUGUGUUGAGUGCAUACAAGAGCACUUCAGCAGGAGAAUGCAUAGUCUCUCACAAACACACACACAGCACAUGCAUGCUGCUGAUUUAUUUUGUUUACUUUAUGGUUUUGCCAUCAUGAAUAUUAUUAUUGAUAUUAUCAUGAUGGAAUAUUAUCGCCCCCCCCCCCCCGCACACACUUUUGAAGCUACAGAUCUGGAGUGAUGUUCUGUUCUGAAUGCCGGGUGUGUGUUGUAGAGGUAGGCCACAAGCUCCUGCGUUCUGAAUGCCGGGUGUGUGUUGUAGCGGUAGGCCACGAGCUCCUGUGUGAACGGUGAUUUAAAGGAAGGAUACAUACAGUACAUUACUGUAGGUGCUGACUCCAACUUUCCCAUCUCACCCCGGGAAGUGUGAUUUAGACAUUUAAAAAUGCAAAAUGUAACAUAUGUGAAUAAAAUAUGAAGAUAAUGCGCUGA